This is a messenger RNA of Mytilinidion resinicola, 2120 nucleotides long. RefSeq lists its product as uncharacterized. The record is from RefSeq and is a predicted model, not a curated record. Lineage: Eukaryota; Fungi; Ascomycota; Dothideomycetes; Mytilinidiales; Mytilinidiaceae. The transcript has 4 exons. The coding region runs from base 1 to 1674 and encodes 557 amino acids.
AUGUCGGACACUAAGACCCAGUACAAUCCAUUCGGCGGCCAACUCGCCGACCUUGACAAGUCUUUCGAGCAGAACUCAGCAGAGCUACAGAAGAUACAAGUCGAUACCGAACGGAUCUCUGCUGAGCUCAAGAACCCAGAGAAACUGAAAGUGGACACGUUCUGCCGGGAAACAGAACUUGAGGAGGAAUUGGACAAGAUUGAAGAGGAAAAAUUUGACCUCAAAAGACUAGCGCGUGUGCAUCGCAAAUCUCUACUUCCAGACUACCAAAGCCUGGCGACUCCGCCUUCACAGCAGCCCAAGGAACAGGCUUCCCCAAGCUGUUUCGACGAUAUUACCCCACCGCGGUCCCCAGUUGCACCCACGCUUCCAACGGUAAUGCCGUUGGUCACUUCGUUGGCAAGCAGAAUCCGUGGCCGCCCAAACUCGCAGAAGGAAGCCCAAUCGCCUGUUCAGAGUGUUCAGGAUGAGUUGAAGCAACCCACCAUCAAUCAUGCCUCCCUCUCGGGAGCUGCUCGCAGUCCUAUCCCCUCAAAUCACCUUGGACUUCCCUAUUCUGGUUCCGAAGAUGACCUCGAUGAUUCUGGUGACGAUUUCGGGUCAGAAGCACUGAAAUCCCCCAAAAGAAGACGGUGGCCAGACCAUAUUUUUGGGGUCAAAACCGAACGCGGGACUACCUAUCUGGAGAAAUACUCGCACGUUACUCGGCUAGAUGAUGGAAGGUGGGUUGAAUUGCGAUGUGGCAUAUGCGGUGUGAACAGCGGCAGCGAGAACAAUUUUUACAAAGGUUUGAACGGCUUCAAACGCCAUUUCAGCUGGUUCCAUCAUAUGGCAAACCUUGCAGAUGACCAGGUCGUUGCUCACUGCAAAGUAGUACGGCACUUGUCUACUGACGAAGUCGACGCCCUUCGUCUCGGACAACCUGGUGCUCCAUCCAUGCGUAAAGUCAAGGCGAGCGCUGCCAACCAGACUGAUGUCGUGCUGCGGCUUUUCCCAACCAUCGUCAAGCUUUCGAACGGAAAAUAUGUCGAACUGAAAUGCAACGUUAAGGGUUGCGACAUCAAUAGCACCAAUAAAGGAGCGAACGAGACGACCGAGUUCAAAGGACUGAAUGGAUUCGGAAGCCAUAUCAGACGAUCUCACCCGGAGGAGUGGGAACUUGAUGUGGACUUCGCCGCGUUUUCACCUCGCAAGGAGACUCCCCAUACAGAUCGGAUCUUGUCUUUCUGCAGCCAACGUGAAUUGACUGACAGAGAAGUAGAAGCAAUCAAGCAGCGUGGCAGAGAGGCAUAUAAGAUUACCUGCAAAGCUGCUUCCUACAAGCGAAGGCGCAGGAGCAGAACUGUUCGCUCCCCGUCGGUCGACGAAAGUGCAGAGUCAGCCGGCGACAUGGUGAGCGAGUACGAAGAUUCAGAUCGCGGAGGGGAAAUCAAACGUGCCCGCCGGAGCGGAGAUGGGUUUCUGCGAGACUCCUGUAUCAAAUCCUCACCCCCGGCGUCUACUAUCGGUGUGCGAGACCAGAUUACUGUGGAUAUGUCUCGGCAGAAGCCGGAGCCGACACAAUAUCAGUUCGAGGAGUACUGCGCAUGUACCCUCUUAGGUCAUCAAUGCGAAACGGUCGGCUGCACGAAUCUCAAGUUCCCACAGAUGCCCUUCCUCCAGUCUUCCUACUAAUUGUGUCCGAGAGCACGAAGGCCGUUGAAGUUUCCCGUCGUGCUCACCACUACCGGGCUUGUGUAAGGUCUCUUAGUACCCUAUCCUGGCAUUGUCGCGGCAAUUCCAGCUAGUGAUGGGCGUGAUUAUGGUCGAGGUAGAUCCGCCUCCUGUGAUCUCCAGCGUCAUGCCCAUCUCGGCAGUCGCGUAGUACACAGUGUUGCCCGCGGGCGAUCUUAAUGCAGGUGGUUCGGAUGGUGCAAAUCUCACUUUUUCUCGCACAUCCAAUCGUGAGACGGUUGCUGUAUAAUAUGCUCAUUACAGCACCUCGUCUGGACAUCUCUUGGUCGGUUACUUUGGCUGGUUUUCCUCGGUCGAUUUCCUCGGGGGUUUCAAUUGGCGCUUUAGUUAUGAUCUCUAUCUGGUCAGACUGCAGGCAAUUCCAAAAAGCACACCUUCUCGGCUUC